UUGGUGCUCUCUGACCCGAGACGCAGCGCGACCCGGCAGGAAACCCGACAGGAAAUCGCUCCUCCGGCCACUCCACGGCGGCGCGCGGACACCAUCGUCUUUUUCUCGCCAUCGCCAGCAACCCCUUGCCCUUGGAUCAUCCAUGCACUGAACGGAAACGGAGAAUCGACGGCGAGAAGCAACGACUGCCUCGGCGGUUCUGUGGUGUUUUCCGGCGACUCCGGUCACCGAUUUGCUUGCAUGUGCCACGGGGAGUCUGGGCCGACGUGGCAACCCGCCAAGCUGGGUCAAAUUUUUAGUCAUGGGCUUGCCCUUUUUCUUCGACCCAGUCAAGAAAAUUCAUACUUUGGCUGGUUAAGAACCAACCGGUGGAAGCUCCAUUUUGCUUCUCCAUGGUCACCACCUCACCAAAUCUAGGUGAAGGCUGGUCAAGAAGCAACCAGUGGAAAUGCUCUUACAAAACGACUAAAGUCUUAACUACUAGACCACAAGUUGACCUGUAUAUACAACUUUAUAUUGAAUCUUCAUAUGCAAUGUAAAUAAAACAAAACAAACAGAACGAGGAUUCAUUAAUUCUUUUUCAUCAAAUUCAUCAUCCUCUCUUUCAUCAUCAAAUCCUUAUCAAUAAUCUCAACAUCCCAAUAAUCAAUCUAUCUAUUCCUUGAUCUUCAUCCUCUAAUUAAUCUAUAAUUAAUACAUGGUACCCAACUCCAAUUUCAGAUUGGUUUAACUGCUUCAUACCUGGCCACCUACAUUUCGACACAUGGCCGCAUGGAAGGAAGACGUUCUCAAUGAGUACACGAGGAAUGGCCGAAUGGGUGUUGCGUCCCUGACUCCAUUAAUUCAAAUUUCAAGGACAAAACAUUGAAGCAUGGAGCCUCACUUUGCCUUUUCUGAUGGAAAUGACAAAACAAAGCCAAACUCAGAUGUGACCCUUCACUGGGAGACACUUCACUGGGAUCGGAACUGCUCCCAUCUUCUAUCCUUUGCGGCCUGUUGUCGAAGAUAUUCAGAAAACUACUAUAGAGGUCUAUAGUGAUCGAUGUUCAAACUGUGAGAGGGUAUUUUGAAGGCCAUAUAUAGACAGUGGCCGUGAUGUUGCUUAUAGAAAGGUGUAUCCUGUUUGGAAAUGGUAUGAGAAGCAAGAUGGGAUUCGAUCUCUGCAGAAAAAUAGUAAAGAUCCAGCUCCAGAAUUUUACAACUUUUAUCUUGAAAGGCCCAAGGGUGAUGCAGAUGGGUAUGAUUUAGUUGUUGUCGAUGCAAUGCAUAAAGCAACCUAUGCAAGUAGAAUUUGUCACUUGUGCCGACCUAAUUGUGAAGCAAAAGUUACUGCUGUAGAUGGUCGUUACCAGAUUGGAAUCUACACUGUACGUAAAAUUCAAUACGGUGAAGAGAUCACAUUGGACUACAACUCUAUUAAGGAGAGUAAGGAAGAAUAUGAAGCAUCAGAUUGUUUGUGCGGCAGUCAAGUUUGCUGGGGAGGUUACCUGAAUUUGAUAGGCGAAGGAUCAUUCCUGGAGGUGCUGAAGGAUUGUCAUAAAAUUCUGAAUUGUCAUCGUCUAAUGCUGGAAGCUUGCGAGUUAAAUUCAGUAUCUGAGGUGGAUUCACUUGACCUGUGAAGGGCUGGUUUAGGCAACUGUUUGCUUGGUGGGUUGCCAGAUUGAGUGAUUGCAUAUUCAGCUUGUUUGGGGAGGUAAAGCACAACUUAAAAGAAAAGAACAAUUAUUGCUCAGAUACAUGUCGUGAGGUUGAGAAGAGUGAUGCGGAGGCUGACGGUGUGUUCAAACAAAGGGUUCAGAGUUUGGCUGUUACUCUUGACAAGGUGAAGUAUGUUAUGUGCUCUGUAUUUGGCAACCCAAAGAAUGCUCCACCUCCACUGGAGAGGUUAAGUCCAGAAGCGGCUGUUGGCUUUCUAUGGGAGGGAGAAGGAUCAUUUGUUGAGGAAGUCCUUCAGAGCAUUGCUCCUAAUGUGGAGGAACAAUUGCUAAAUGAUUUCAAAUCUCAAAUGCCUACUCAUGAUCCGUCGGGUUCAGAUGACAUUUGGAAAGAACUUGAGGGUUUGUUACUAUGGUUGAGAGAUGAGGUCAGGAAUCUUCCAAGUACAUGCACGUCUAAGCUUAACGCUGCUGCUGACUUGAUCAAUAUUUAUGCAUGCAGAAGGAACUACAUUAGAAUACGGGAAUACAAACCAGUGAAUUCACUGCCGGUAUACAUUAGUCCGCUUGACUUGGGGCCCAAGUACACUGACAAAUCGGGGGCAGGUUUUCAGGAGUAUUGCAAGACUUUUGGGGAGAAUUAUUGUUUAUGGCAGCUAAUUUUUUGCUAUAAUCAGCCUAAUGCAGAGUCAGAUUGUAGUAUUGCUAGAGCAAGUAGGGAUUGCUUAUCAUUACCUGAUAACGAUUCCUCCUAUGCCGAGAUUUCGGAACCUUCAUGGCCGCUUGUGUAUGGUCCAAAGGCUGUCAAAUGUAUGCUUUCGAGGGUGGAUGUGUCAAAUACCAAGGACGGAAAGGCACAGAUGAAGGAUGAAAUUGGAGAAGGGACAGAAGUUGAGGUUUCCAGUGAUGAAGAUGGAUUUCAAGGCUCAUGGUUUGCAGCCAUUGUUGUCCAGGUAUUGGGGAAGGUCAAAUUUGUUGUUCAGUAUAAGUGCUUAAAAACAGAUGAUGGUAAAGAGUUCUUGACAGAAGAGAUUGAUGCAUAGCACAUAAGGCCUUAUCCGCUUGCAGUUGUUAUGGUUGAUUGUUAUAGCACAAUCAACCAUAACAACUGCAGACAGACAAUGUCUUAUGUGCUCUGCUUCAAUCUCUUAUGUCAAGAACUCUUUACCAUCAUCUGUUUUUAAGCACUUAUACUGAACAAGAAAUUUGACCUUUCCCAGCACCUGGACAACAGUGGCUGCAAACCAUGAGCCUUGAAAUCCAUCUUACUGAACCAGGAGUUAUGGGGGGCGAUUUGCAAUCAUACUGAACUCAGUACGUCACAGAUGGGCACAUAUAAUAACCUUAUAUUUGACAAUAAGUUAAUUUUAUUGAUUACACACUGAUUCAAAAUGUAUGAAAAUGCAAUAACAAUGGUUAAUCAUA
Rosa rugosa (rugosa rose) is the source of this 3080-nucleotide messenger RNA. RefSeq names its product histone-lysine N-methyltransferase ATXR3-like. The record is from RefSeq and is a predicted model, not a curated record. Lineage: Eukaryota; Viridiplantae; Streptophyta; Magnoliopsida; Rosales; Rosaceae. The transcript has 13 exons. Bases 1835 to 2698 code for a protein of 287 amino acids.